Messenger RNA from Apus apus (common swift), 2872 nucleotides. RefSeq names its product prostaglandin reductase 2 (gene PTGR2). Gene Ontology annotation, molecular function: 15-oxoprostaglandin 13-reductase [NAD(P)+] activity. The transcript has 11 exons. Lineage: Eukaryota; Metazoa; Chordata; Aves; Apodiformes; Apodidae. The record is from RefSeq and is a predicted model, not a curated record. Bases 109 to 1152 code for a protein of 347 amino acids. Gene Ontology annotation, biological process: prostaglandin metabolic process.
GGCCGGGGCGGGCCCGGCAGGGCGGCAGCGCGGCGUCCCGCGGGCGGGGCGGUGGACCGCUGCGGGCGGGCUGAAGAAAUCCAGAGUGAAAUUGCCGCAAAAGCAAGGAUGAUUAUACAGAGAGUAGUGCUGAAUUCACGCCCAGGCAAGAAUGGUGUGCCAGUGGCUGAAAACUUCCGACUGGAGCAAAGUACAAUAGCAGAUACUAUCCGAGCAGGACAAGUGCGUGUUAGAACCCUUUAUCUCUCUGUGGACCCUUACAUGCGCUGUCGGAUGAAUGAGGAUACCGGCUCAGAUUACCUCCUUCCCUGGCAGCUGUCUGAAGUUGCUGAUGGUGGGGGCAUUGGGGUUGUGGAGGAGAGCAAGCAUGAUAACCUUGCUAAAGGAGACUUUGUAACUUCCUUCACUUGGCCCUGGCAGACGGUGGCAAUUCUAGAUGGAAGCUUGCUACAAAAGCUUGUUCCACAGCUUGUGGAUGGACACCUUUCCUACUUUCUUGGUGCAGCUGGCAUCACAGGACUGACGGCCCUGUUAGGUAUAAAGGAGAAAGGACAUGUGGCUGUGGGUGCAAAUCAGACAAUGGUGGUGAGCGGAGCAGCCGGUGCCUGCGGCUCUUUGGCCGGCCAGAUUGGCCGUCUGGAGGGCUGCUCUAGGGUGGUGGGGAUUGCUGGCACAGAUGAAAAGUGCUCCAUCUUGGUCCAAGAAAUGGGGUUUGAUGCUGCUAUCAAUUACAAGAAGGGGGAUGUGGCAAGGCAGCUACGUGAACUCUGCCCGGGUGGGGUGGAUGUUUACUUUGACAAUGUUGGUGGAGACAUCAGUGAUACAGUUAUAAGUCAGAUGAAUCAGAACAGCCAUAUCAUCCUGUGUGGACAAAUUUCUCAGUAUAACAAAGAUGUGCCUUAUCCUCCUCCGCUGCCUCCUGACGUAGAAAAAAUACAGAAAGAAAGGAAUAUCACAAGGGAAAGAUUCUUAGUGUUGAACUACAUGGACAAACAAGAAGCUAGUGUAUUACAACUCUGUCAGUGGAUCCAAGAGGGUAAACUGAAGGUCAGAGAGACUGUGGUAGAAGGCUUAGCAAACAUUGGUGCUGCUUUCCAGUCCAUGAUGAAUGGAGGCAAUAUUGGAAAACAGAUUGUCUUAGUUUCUAAGUAGAAGUUACUUCUUCGGGAAAAAUAAUUGGAUUCUCUUAACUGCAACCUGAGAUUUUCAUCAGAGAUAGGUGAGCCUUCUGCUUAACUGUUCAUUUUUUGCAUUCUUUGCAUUCUAGACUAAAAUGAAGUUUUUAGAAUUCCUUUUCUAGAAUCUCUACUGAAUCUUUAUUUUUGUGAUACUGUCCUCUAUUGCACAAGUUUUUCUGGUUUUUGCCCUCUCCAGGGUGACAGACAGAGGGUCUCAAAACAUGCUGCCUAAUGACAGAAGGUAACUUUGUGGACAAUUGACCUUCUGUUCCCUCAGUAACUUAUCUUGGCUCAGAAUUUUUAGUCUAGCAGUGUUCUCUUACCAUCUUAGUGGAGAAACUUGAAAAAAUGUUCACCAUUUCCAAGUCUGACUAGCCUAACCCCAAGCCAAGUGGGACUGAUGAGAUGAAGUAUGGCCUUCAAAAGCAAGGAACAGAAAAGGAAACAGAUAAUUAUCUUAAAUACAUUAGAAUUCCACUACUGAACUGGUUUUGGUUUUAAUUUGUUUGUCUUGAAGAGAGUGCUUCCAAACAGCAGGGUCAGCUGAACUGUCCAGAGAAUGGAUUAUCUAGAUCUCUGUGAGUGAUUACCUAGGCUCAAACUAAAUAGAAUCCAAGAACCAGGAAAGAAACACUAUACAAGAAACGUGGCAUUCUAAAUCAUUUUGCAUGCUGUGGAAAGUAAGACAAUUGGCAUAAAAAUUGGCUGUUAUGGUUGUGAGCAUGAAGAAGAGUCCUUGCAUUUCCUAAUGCUGAAGCUGGCCCUGAAAGAAGGAAACAUGCAGUGAUAGAUGCCAUAAACUUUGAGGAAGAGAAAGACACCUGCAGUAUAGCAUCAGAUGGUCUAGAAUCUUCCAGGUUGCAUUUUUCAACUGCAAAACUCGUGACUCUUUCAACUAGAUUGUGAAUCCAGCAGCAGCAUAACUAACUCAAGCAGCAUUAAUAACAGUGUCAUACUGGGAUAAAAGCCAAAAUUGUUAUGCAGUAAAUCAGUAUGAUCCUAGUUGGCAAAUAAAGACAAAAAGUUGGCUUGUAAGACUUUAUAAUUUCUAUGUAUAUUAAAACAGGAGGCAGGAGGAAAUGCAGUGAUCCUGAGCACUGUCUGUAUACUUGGAUUCCAGUCAUUUCAGCUGGAUUUAAUGGAAAGGGAGCUGAUGGGAAUACAACUUUUCCAAACAGUGGCUCUACUGAGUGUGCUGAUAUGUCCAUUUUCCCCUUUCCUUCUUCCCUCCCAUGUGCUCCCACAUGCCCUAUGCCUUACAGCAAUAUUCAGACUGAAACAGGAUCACCACCCCCCUACACAUUUGUUACCUAACGCACACCUUCUGCCAGGCCACAGAUUAGCCUUAAUGCACUUUAACACACCUAAUCUUUCUGAAUAAAUGUCCUCAUCCUUACAGUUCAUUCUUAAAGCAAAUAUCUAAAUGCAAAAGAAAACAACCCACUCCACAUUCGUGGCCAGCCAUUGACAGUCCACACCCCUGCAGCAAAGCUGAUCUUAACCUGAGGUUCCAUUGCUACUUCUAAAAAUUGUUACUGAUGCAAAAGUAUUGUUGUGAAUGAGAGUGUUAUUGCUGGUGCUGCUGAGUUGCAAUAGUGUCAUUUUAAAUUAGGAACAGAAAGUUCUUCAUUGAAUUUGGUUUUUUUUGUCUGUGUGUCUAAUUGUACAUAAAAAUAUAUUGCACUUUUUUGGGA